This is a messenger RNA of Grammomys surdaster, 2472 nucleotides long. RefSeq names its product GDP-D-glucose phosphorylase 1 (gene Gdpgp1). The transcript has 4 exons. Bases 889 to 2109 code for a protein of 406 amino acids. NCBI's taxonomy places the organism in Eukaryota, Metazoa, Chordata, Mammalia, Rodentia, Muridae. Gene Ontology annotation, cellular component: cytoplasm. Gene Ontology annotation, biological process: glucose metabolic process. The record is from RefSeq and is a predicted model, not a curated record. Gene Ontology annotation, molecular function: GDP-D-glucose phosphorylase activity.
GCACAGAGCCUUGAGAUGCAUCCGCCUCACCUAAAGCCAGUGCAGGAGACCCCAGCUCUGGGUGGAGGCGGGUAGCCUCCAUACUCGCUCUUGGGCUAGAGGAGAUCCGGUGCCCUUCUGCCGAUAGAGGCAGUCUUAGAUUGUCUCACUGGACAAGAGCUGCAGCCUCUGCCACCGUGCCUCUGCCACCGUGCCAACUCUUCCGGAAGAAGCUUAGCUUGCUCUCAAAGUGGCUCCUGAAGGUGUUUAUUGGAUUGUUCAGUUAUCACCCAUUCGUGGAACAGUUGACAAGGACAUUGAAAUAAUUAUCAGAUGCAAGUGUGAAUGAACAUAUUUACACUGCGUGAAAAAGUGAAGAGCCCAAGCGUCUGGGAGGAGCAAACAUGGUCAACUUGAUUGGAUGUGGAGUCAAGCAGAAGGCAAACUGCUGGGCAUUCCUGUGAGGGAUUUUCUUGAUCAGCUUAUGACACACUGUGCAGUGCGCUCAGGUGGCAACCUGUACAAAAGGGAAACGGAAGAUGGAAACUCGGCUUUUCGCCUGUUUGCCUUGGCUUGCUGAUAAGUGUCUAUCCUGUUCCUGCCACUAAGGAGUUCCUUUGAUGACGUUAGAAUCAUCGUCUUCCAGCUGCCAAUUCAGACUGAAGACCAACAGCUCUCUAGGAACCCUCCAGGCCUUCAGCACCGUAUUGGGACUGCUGAGACACCCACCCUUCAGGCAUCCCGUGCGAGCCUCCUAGGAUCUACACAGAGGAUCCAGUACUCUCCCACACAUGUGUCUCAUGUUUGCAGUUUCAGUUGACUCUGGUUAUCGUUGGGCUAAAGUCUUUCUCCUCCAUUCUGCAAACCUCAUAAGGAGCGCUGAGACCCAUGAUCUCCCAGACCUGAGCAAUGGCACUUGCUCAGUGUUUACCGAGUGACAGUUUUCCCUGCUUGCAUAGUGAGGUAGCCUUCAUGGCUGUUCCACACCACUCACAGGAGACUUCUUAUCUGCUGCCUCCAAAUCCUGAGGACUGGGAGGAACAAGGCAUCCCGGACUUUGUCUAUGGACAAAAGGAUCUCGUUGGCGAGGAAGUUCAGUGGCCAAGGAAUUCACCUAGUGCUGUGGACUCACUGCCGCUCUCCCGCUUUGACUCUGCCCUCUGCUCUGCAUGGAGGCAGCGGGUGGAACUGGGCCUGUUUCGAUACCGCCUAGAAGAUCUGCAGACCCAAAUCCUCCCUGGUUCCGUGGGGUUUGUAGCUCAGCUGAAUAUAGAGCGAGGGAUACAGAGGAGGCGCCCCCAGAAUAUCAAAAGUGUGAGGCAAGAGUUUGACCCGGAACAGUUUAACUUCAAUAAAAUCCAACCUGGAGAAGUCCUUUUCCGUAUGCAAAGGGAGCCUAAUGGCCCAGCUGCUCCAAAGCAAGAGGAGGUCCUUGUAGUGAUCAAUGUCAGCCCCCUGGAGUGGGGCCAUGUGCUGCUGGUGCCUACACCUGCUCAUGGACUUCCCCAAAGGCUGCUGCCUGGAGUGCUACGUGUGGGGCUAGAAGCUGUCCUACUGAGCUUGCACCCAGGCUUCCGGGUGGGCUUUAACAGCCUGGGAGGUCUGGCCUCUGUGAACCAUCUUCACCUGCAUGGCUACUACCUGGCCCACCCACUGCCUGUGGAGGGAGCGCCAAGCACACCCCUGGACCCAAAAGGUUGUAUACAUCUCCUGCAGGCCCUCCCUGCUCCUGGCUUUCUCUUUUACACGAGUGGGCCAGGACCUGAUUUGGAAGCGUUAAUUCGCAGGGUAUGCCGAGUUACUGACUACCUGAGUGACCAUGAGAUUGCACAUAACUUAUUUGUGACCCGGGGAGCUCCGCCUGGGCAGACAUCAUCUACCUCAGGCCUCAGUGGGAUCCGAGUCAUCCUGUGGGCCCGGAAGUCCAGCUUUGGAAUAAAGGAAAGUGGGGCCUUUAAUGUUGCCCUCUGUGAGCUGGCUGGCCACCUCCCUGUCAAAACAUCUCAAGACUUCAGCAGCUUGACAGAGGCAGCUGCAGUGGCCCUCAUUCAGGACUGUCUGCUGCCCCAAACUCAGGCAGAUGAGGUACAGGCAGCGCUGGUGGCCCUGAUGGCCCAGGAAGCACUGUGAUCCUUCAGGAGUGUUUUCUUUGGGGACUGAUUUGAAGCCCUUUCCCAAAGGCUGUGGUUCAGUCCAUUUGUGUGUUUCAUUUCAUGACUGCCUUCCCACUUCCCCACUUAAGGACUGCAAAGAAAGCACUGAGUGAAUGUGUUCCCAUGGACAUUUCUGCUGCCUCUCACCUCUCUUCUUAGACAAGCCCCAGGGUAACAGAUCUACCAUGAAGGGCCAGAUCCUACCAUUUCAGAGGGAAGAAUGCUUGGUGCCGAGUCUGUUGACCUGAGUUCAACCACCAGAACCCCUAGGGUAAAGGUUGUCUUCUGACUUUCACAUGUGCACCAUGACAUACACACGUGCAUACACACACAUACACAC